Molecule: messenger RNA, 4719 nt
Organism: Xenopus laevis (African clawed frog)
Lineage: Eukaryota; Metazoa; Chordata; Amphibia; Anura; Pipidae
Gene: atp11c.L
Product: ATPase, class VI, type 11C L homeolog
Biological process (GO): phospholipid translocation; phospholipid transport
Cellular component (GO): membrane; endoplasmic reticulum membrane; early endosome
Molecular function (GO): phosphatidylserine floppase activity; ATPase-coupled intramembrane lipid carrier activity; ATP binding
Source: RefSeq, marked provisional
GACUGACACUGGGCGAUUCACUGGACUUGGCUGCAACAGGCAAGGGGGGAAUAGGGAGCCCCUGGGGAAGUGGCAAAGUGGGAGGAAGAGUGGUGUUCGCUGCAACAGGCAAGACAAGAUCUAGAGAGCUGCUUCUGCUGCACAGCCUGCGGGCUUAUACACUGCUCUCUCCCUCUACACGCCGCGCCUGGUGUACACAACUGUCAGGUGGUUUGACCUGACCAGCGCAUUGUCUCCAGUCUAAUCCUGUGAAGUCUAAGCCUGAGAGUGAAAUGUGACGGCUGUGCUGCUGUACCGCAAUGUUCCGCCUGGGCUGCAGUUGGCUGUGUCCUGGAGAAGAAAACCGUGUUGGAACUCGCACUGUGUAUGUUGGACCUCGGCCAGCUUCAGAUAACGAUGCCUAUAUCCAACCGAAAUUCUGUGAUAAUAGGAUUGUCUCUUCAAAGUAUACCGUGUGGAACUUUAUCCCCAAAAACCUGUUUGAGCAGUUUAGAAGAAUUGCAAAUUUUUAUUUUCUCAUCAUAUUUCUUAUUCAGGCUAUUGUAGACACACCAACAAGUCCAGUAACCAGUGGCCUUCCUCUCUUUUUUGUUAUUACUGUCACAGCCAUUAAACAGGGCUAUGAAGACUGGUUGCGGCAUCGAGCAGACCAUGAAGUCAAUAAAAGCACUGUCUACAUUAUUGAGGGUUCCAAAUGUGUCAAAAAGGAGAGUGAAAAAAUUAAGGUUGGCGACAUAGUGGAAGUCAGAGACAAUGAGACCUUCCCAUGUGAUCUAGUCAUGUUGUCUACAAGCUGCCGGGAUGGGACCUGUACAGUUACAACAGCAAGCCUUGAUGGGGAGUCCAACUUUAAGACCUAUCAUGCUGUGCCAGAAACUGCUAUCAUGGGCUCUUAUGAAGAUCUAAAUGCUUUUUCAGCCACCAUUGAAUGUGAACAGCCUCAGCCUGACUUAUACAAGUUUCAUGGAAGAAUAGAUGUGAACACUAACCAGGAUGUCAAAGCAAGGUCUUUGGGUCCGGAAAAUUUGCUGCUUAAAGGAGCGACUUUAAAAAAUACAAAGAAGAUAUACGGUGUUGCUGUAUAUACUGGCAUGGAAACCAAAAUGGCACUCAACUACCAAGGAAAGUCCCAGAAACGUUCUGCUGUUGAGAAAUCCAUAAAUGCAUUUCUAAUAGUAUAUUUAUGCAUACUGGUCUCCAAAGCAACCAUCUGCACUUCUUUGAAGUACCUGUGGCAGAGCAAUCCAGCCAAUGAUGAGCCAUGGUACAAUGAUAAAACCCGCAAGGAGAAGGAGGCCUUCAAGAUUUUGAAAAUGUUCACAGACUUCCUCUCGUUCAUGGUGCUUUUCAACUUCAUCAUCCCAGUAUCCAUGUAUGUUACUGUGGAAAUGCAGAAAUUCCUAGGAUCCUUCUUCAUUGCUUGGGAUAUGGAAAUGUUUGACAAGGAAAUAAACGAAGGAGCUUUGGUUAACACAUCUGACCUUAAUGAAGAACUGGGGCAGGUCGAGUAUGUAUUUACAGAUAAGACUGGGACACUCACAGAAAAUAAAAUGGAGUUCAUUGAGUGUUGCAUUGAUGGCCACAAAUACGCAAAUACAGAUGUGAUGGAUGGGUUGCCUUUAACUGAUGGUUUAGUUUGUUUUGGUAAAGCUUCCCAGGACCGGGAAGAGUUAUUUUUAAGGGCUCUUUGCCUGUGCCACACAGUGCAGAUGAAGGAAGAGUGUCAUACUGAUGGGCCAAGUUUUUCAUCUACAGAUAAUUGUGCUUACAUCUCCUCUUCUCCUGACGAAAUUGCCCUGGUGACUGGAGCCAAGAGGUAUGGGUUUACAUACAUGGGAACUGAAAAUAAUUUCAUGAGUGUUAGGAACCAGAAAGAUGAAAUAGAAAGGUACCAGCUGCUACAUGUUUUACAUUUUGACCCAGUGAGACGGCGUAUGAGUGUUCUGGUUAAAGCCAAUACAGGUAAAAUUUUCCUCUUCUGUAAAGGAGCAGAUAGUUCUAUGUUUCCCAGGGUGGCACGUGAUCAAGUGGAAAGAAUUAAGGUUCAUGUUGAAAAAAAUGCACUGGAUGGAUAUAGAACACUUUGUGUGGCAUUUAAAGAGAUCAGCCAGGAGUUGUAUGACAAUAUUAACAAACAGCUGGAGGAGGCAAAAUUAGCAUUACAGGACAGAGAAGAACGGCUGGCCAAAGUGUUUGAUGACAUAGAAGUUGAUAUGCACCUUCUGGGAGCAACAGCUGUGGAAGACAGGCUGCAGGAGCAGGCAUCCGAGACUAUAGAGGCAUUACAUGCAGCUGGAAUGAAGGUUUGGGUACUGACAGGAGAUAAACUGGAGACUGCAAAAUCUACCUGCUAUGCCUGCCGGCUUUUCCAGAGUAACACUGAACUACUAGAACUUACCACCAAAGAUUUGGAAGAGUAUGAAAGGAAAGAGGACCGCCUGCAAGAGUUGCUUUUGGAAUAUCACAGAAAAUUGGUGCAAGAGGCUCCCAAGAUGAAAGGGGGAGCUAACAGGAACUGGACUGGACACCAGGACCAUGGUUUGAUUAUUGAUGGUGCCACAUUGUCUCUUAUAUUAAACUCCAACUGCAGUUCCAGCCAUUAUAAAAAUAUCUUCCUUCAGAUCUGCCAGAAAUGCUCUGCAGUCUUAUGCUGCCGGAUGGCUCCACUGCAGAAAGCACAGAUUGUUAAAAUGGUGAAGAACACAAAAGGGAGUCCGAUUACCUUAUCUGUGGGGGAUGGUGCAAAUGAUGUGAGCAUGAUUUUGGAAGCACACGUUGGCAUAGGCAUAAAAGGAAAAGAAGGACGCCAAGCAUCACGCAGUAGUGACUAUGCUGUGCCAAAAUUUAAGCAUUUAAGAAAACUUCUUUUAGUUCAUGGGCAUUUGUAUUAUGUAAGGAUAGCGCACCUUGUACAGUAUUUCUUUUAUAAGAACCUGUGCUUCAUUUUGCCACAGUUUUUAUACCAGUUCUUUUGUGGCUUUUCACAACAGCCACUUUAUGAUGCUGCAUACCUGACUAUGUACAACAUUUGUUUCACCUCUAUGCCAAUCUUGGCAUACAGCUUAUUGGAGCAGCACAUCAAUAUAGAAAUCCUAUCCACAAAUCCUAAAUUAUAUAUGAGGAUAUCUGACAAUGCCAUGCUGCAGUGGGGUCCAUUCCUAUACUGGACAUUACUGGGGGCAUUUGAAGGACUAGUAUUUUUCUUUGGGGUUUACUUCCUCUUUCAGAAUCCAGCUCUGGAAGGCAAUGGGCAGGUGUUUGGAAACUGGUCAUUUGGAACAAUGGUCUUCACUAUAUUAGUGUUUACAGUUACAUUAAAGCUUGCGUUGGAUACUCGAUACUGGACAUGGUUGAACCAUUUGGUUAUAUGGGGCUCAUUAGCAUUUUAUGUUAUUUUCUCUCUAUUUUGGGGAGGAAUUAUUUGGCCAUUCCUCAAACAGCAGAGAAUGUACUCUGUGUUUUCUAACAUACUGACAUCUGUGUCAAUCUGGCUUGGGAUAAUUCUACUGAUUUUUGUCAGUCUUUACCCAGAGAUUAUUUUGAUAUUAAUCAAAAAUCUUAAAACUGCGGGCCAAAAGAGGAUCUCAUAUCGGCCUCCAGAGCUAAUUUCAUACAAGAGUAUGGAGAAUGGAUUCAUUUCGAGAAUGAAAACUGAGGAGUACAAAUUAAACACCUUAUUAUAAACUUUAGAUCAUUAUUAUAAAUGAUCCGCCAAUUUACACUGUGCAAAGUCAACCACUAUAUAAAACGUACACAGUGACGGAUACUGUGCUAUUGGAAAAUACUGUGGAAAUCAAAGAGUGCCAAACCUAGCUGGUUAAUUGUUCUGCUUAGAACAUAACCAGUCUGGAUUGCAAUUUGCAUGGGAAUGGGGCAUACCGACUGCAAGUCAGGAUCAGAUUGUAUCCUACACAAUUCCUUUGCUUAAUGGCCUUGCUGCAAGAACUGUUGGAAUGAAUGGAGUCAAAGUGCAGCUUUUUCAGAAAUAAAUAUCCUGCCAAAACAUUGGUGCAUGAAGCAACUUCUCCAGUGCAGUUAUGGUGACAUUGCACAUGAGCCUACAGCGUGCCCAGCUAAUAAUGCACAAUGCGCAUUACACCCCUAAAAGGUCAGCAGGUUUGCCCACCGUACUAGCUCCAAGCUUACAAAAAUCUAUUUACUAAAAUUAAAUAUUACUUUGCCAAGUUUUUAAAAUUAAUUUCAGAUGUAAAUUUAUUUUAAUUAUAUUAUUUCCUUAAUGUAUAUUACUGAAAAAUAUUUCUUAAACAUUUUCAAGUAUUUUUUUUUUUUCAUUUGGGAAUUAGAAGAAUAUGUGUCUCUCUUCAGAAGGGAUCUAUUUUUCAUUCAUUUCAUGCACCAGGACACCACAUUUCUGCAUUGUUCUCCUAAAGCAUAAUUGGAUAUUUCUGGCUUUGUUUACAUGCUUAACAAGUAGUGGGUUAAUCCAUCUGCUUCCGCAUCCAUAACAAAUCCAACACAUUUUGAUGAGGGUCACAAGUUUAUCUGAGUUCCAGUUUUAAGAGAUCACAACCGAUUAACAUUCUAUCUAUAUAUACUUGGCACCCAUGGUUUCCAGAUAAGGCGUCUUUCCAUAAUACAGAACACCAUGAAUUAAAGAUGCUAAAACACAUUUUGUUUUUCCACCAGUAUGGAUUUCUGCUAGAUUAGUUACCAUGAAGUAUAAGGUUUAUUAUUUCAAAGAAAGAGAAAAUCAGCAAA